Messenger RNA from Colletotrichum godetiae, 1691 nucleotides. RefSeq lists its product as uncharacterized. The record is from RefSeq and is a predicted model, not a curated record. Bases 226 to 1347 code for a protein of 373 amino acids. Lineage: Eukaryota; Fungi; Ascomycota; Sordariomycetes; Glomerellales; Glomerellaceae. The transcript has a single exon.
CAACUUUCAUUCUCCUCUCAUCAUAACGAACGAAAUCGCCUUUGUCUUACCUAACUCUUUCAGCCAACCAUCCAUUGAGCAAUGUAGGUAAGCAAUGCAAUGGCCAGAGGACUUUGGUGAGGGGCACAGCGACUGCUUAUUACCAAGUACUUCAUUUAAGCCACAUCUCACCUAAACCUCGUAAUCUCAUCGUGCCAGGCUUUCGUAUUCUCUCCAGACCCAGCAAUGCCAUCACUUUCAGAUAGCGCAUUGCCUGCGCGGGGAACGGAAGCGGAUCACAGACCUCCUUCAAGUCAGUCUCGUCACCAAAGAGCUGUAGCGGAGUUGACAGAGUCUACCGCGCCAACCAUCGACGACUCGUUACUCGAAGGUACUCGGAUAGACCGGCCGGUACAAGACUGGGAGCACCAUGGCAUGGCGGCACGACCGGAUCCGGACCGCCGGGUCCACGAUCGUAUCCCGAUGGCGCCGGAACAGCAUGUGCCGCUGGAUAGAAUGAGCACUGCUGUGUACUUGGUGCUCUUCUCACUAGCAGUGAUCGGAUUUUUCAUGGCCAAACUCGCUGCGGAUGCUUUCCUUCCCCAAAUCAACUUCAGGUUCCCAUUCCCAUCUCUAGGGUCUAUCUUGAGCGGCCGUCCCAAAGCUUCUGUAACCCAGUCGUCGCCAUCCUCGGGGUCUUGGUUCAAGACGGCCACCGAGACCGCUGCCAUUGUUAUCAAAACCAUCGUAGCCACCCUCGGUGGCAGAUAUAUGAUCACCAACGGGUCUCAGUGCCUCGUCGACUUCUUUCCUGCAGGAUCUGUGCCGUCGUCCCUCUUGGAAAACAAUACUUUGAGGCAGACCCUUACGCUUGUCAGCUACUUCACCCUGCCCACCGCAACAUCAGCGACAGUCUCCUCAGUUGUCCCAGGCGGCUUCUGCGACCCAAAGGCGAACAUUCUCCGGUUCUGGCCGCCUCGAACACGGGAUGAUAUCAAAGCAAUACUAGACGGAUGGGCCGGCCUCGCGGGUCUUCACUUGAAGACGGGCGGGAGGAUGACGCAGAUUUCCAAGUGGAAAUGGACUUUUGGACGAGCAUUCAUGUGGUUGCUGGGGAUCGGUACCUGGACGACAGUCGAGAUAUACAUUGGCCCGUGCUGGUAUUAUCCUCUAGCAUGGAGAUUUUGGUUCACGAUAAUGUCAGUCUCUUUGGUCUCAUGGGUACUUGGCAAUGCGAAGAGAUUGCUCGUGACGAAAUGGGCCUCGGUGGGACUGGUGCACCUGGAGUUGAUGGCGUAUCUUGCGGUCUUUCACUUGGCCAGGCAGGCAGACUUGGAUGGAUUCUGCUCGAAAGCGGGCUGUUGGUAAGCUGCAGUUUUCUGGGUGUGCACUAUGAAGUCAAUUCUUGUAUUUCUGGGCUAUUCUCCGUUAUUUUUGCGACUCGCAUACAGAGACUUGGGCACAUUGCCCUAGAUAUCCCAUCCAUGUCUUUUGACGUCUUGUUCAUACCUCACUGAAUGCUUAUAUUGCCAACUGUGGUCCUGAACGGUGUACGUAUGACAAUGUCUUUUUUAUGGGCUGGACCCAAUUAGCUUCGACCAUGAGGCCUUCUCAAGGGUUCUGUCGAAGAUCCUUUCCCUGGCUGAUGAUAGGGAAGUAUAUUUCACUGUAUCCUUUAAGCAUUGUACAUUACGUAGCUAGAAGCUUCCAAC